AUGACAAGAAAGGAAGAAAUUUUCAAAAUAUUAACUCAAACGGCAAAAGAACGAAUAAUGAUAAUUGAUGGCGCAAUGGGUACAAUGAUACAGCGAGAAAAGCUUAGUGAAAAUGACUUUCGAGCCGACAUUCUCAAGGACCAUCCUAAAUCGUUGAAGGGAAACAACGAUCUGUUGACAAUAACUCGGCCGGACAUCAUUUACAAAAUUCACAAAUUAUAUUUAGAAGCUGGCGCUGACUUUAUCGAGACAAAUACUUUCAGUAGCACAACGAUAGCUCAAGCAGAUUAUGGAUGUGAACAUUUAGUAGAUAAAUUAAAUUUAGAGUCAGGGAAACUUGCGAAAAGAGCCGUCGAUGAUUAUUAUCAGCAAACUGGGAAUCGUUGCUUUGUCUGCGGCGCAAUCGGUCCUACAAACAAAACAUUGUCGAUAUCUCCGUCAGUGGAGAAACCGGAGCACCGUAAUAUAACUUUUGAUGAGCUCAUGGUUGCAUAUAAGGCUCAGGCUCGUUUUUUGCUACAAAGUGGUGUUGAUGUACUUCUUGUUGAAACUAUAUUUGAUACGGCGAAUGCAAAGGCUGCUAUAUUUGCGAUACGAUCGUUGUUCGAGGAUGAGGAUAUACCUGAAGUACCAGUGUUUAUUUCCGCAACUAUAGUUGAUCGUUCUGGCCGAAACUUAUCCGGACAAACAAGUGAAGCAUUCCUAAUAAGCACGCAACAUGGUCAGCCAUUUGCAGUCGGACUUAAUUGCGCAUUGGGCGCUAAGGAAAUGCGUCCUUACAUCGAAGUUAUUUCAAAAAAUACAACUUCCCUUGUUCUUUGUUAUCCAAAUGCAGGAUUGCCUAAUGCUCUCGGUGGUUAUGAUGAAACCGCAGAGGACAUGGCUAGUGAAAUUUUUUCAUUUGCCAAGGACGGAUUGGUUAACAUUGUUGGCGGUUGCUGUGGUAGCACUCCCAGUCAUAUUCAAGCUAUAGCACAUUUAAUAAAAGGAGUCAAACCUCGGGUGGCACCGUUAUCUGUUCAUAGUGGAUACACGCUUCUUGCUGGCCUCGAAUCGAUGCAUAUCGGCUCAAGCAGAAAUUUUGUCAACAUUGGUGAGCGAUGUAAUGUAGCUGGUUCAAAGCGAUUUUGCGAUUUGAUCAAAGCAGAGAAGUUUGAUGAAGCAAUCAAAAUUGCGCUUGAACAGGUGGAAAAUGGAGCACAAAUUCUGGAUAUUAAUAUGGAUGAUGGCCUUUUGGACGGAUUAUUUGUCAUGCCAUAUUUUUUACGAAUAUUAGCCUCCGAACCUGACAUCUCAAGGAUACCAUUUUGCAUCGAUUCAUCUAAUUUUGAUAUUAUCAUUGCUGGCCUUAAAUCAUGUCAAGGAAAAUGUAUCGUUAAUUCAAUAUCACUAAAAGAAGGCGAGGAAUCUUUUCUGGAAAAAGCUCAUUUGAUUAAGCGAUUUGGUGCCGCUGUUAUCGUUAUGGCGUUCGACGAAAAUGGACAAGCUACUGAAAUACUGAAUAAAUUUGAAAUCUGUGAGCGAUCAUACAAUUUACUCGUCGAAGAAGUCGGAUUUAAUCCAUGUGAUAUCGUCUUUGAUCCAAAUAUUCUUACAGUAGCGACUGGUAUGGAAGAACAUGCAAAUUAUGCAGUGAAUUUUAUAGAAGCGACUCGUCUUAUUAAAGAGAACCUUCCUGGUUGUCUCGUUUCUGGUGGCGUUUCCAAUAUUUCAUUCUCAUUUCGUGGAAUGGACAAGAUUCGAGAAGCUAUGCACGGUGUAUUUUUAUUUCAUGCAAUUAAAGCUGGUAUGGAUAUGGGUAUUGUGAAUGCUGGCUCACUGCCAGUUUAUACUGACAUUGAACCCGAACUAUUAAAACUUUGCGAGGAUUUGAUAUGGAAUAAGGAUCCCUUGGCGACGGAAAAAAUAUUAUCACUUGCACAAGAUUUGAAAACCGAUGUUAAAAAUAUCACAGAAAUAACUAAUUGGCGAAACGAUAGCGUCGAGAAAAGAUUAGAAUAUGCUUUAGUAAAAGGAAUCGAUACUUUUAUCGUUGAAGAUACUGAAGAAGCUAGAUCGAAUUUCACGAAAUAUCCAAGACCAUUAAACGUCAUUGAACAACCCCUAAUGGCUGGGAUGGCCAUGGUCGGUGAACUUUUCGGGUCUGGAAGGAUGUUUCUACCGCAGGUAAUCAAAUCAGCUAGAGUUAUGAAAAAAGCGGUGGCCUAUUUAAUUCCAUUCAUGGAUGAAGAAAGAAAAAAAAACCUAAAAAAUACAGAAGUUAACGUUUCUGAGGAAAGUCCAUAUCAAGCAACAAUUAUAAUAGCAACGGUGAAGGGCGAUAUCCAUGAUAUUGGUAAAAAUAUUGUGUCUGUUGUACUUGGUUGCAAUAACUUUCGAGUCAUUGAUCUUGGAGUUAUGACACCUUGCGAAAAAAUUAUUAAAGCAGCUUUAGAUGAAAAAGCUGAUUUUAUUGGAUGUUCUGGUCUUAUAACUCCUUCUUUGGACGAAAUGGUGCAUGUGGCAAAAGAGAUGGAACGUUUUGGUUUUUCCAUACCACUUCUUAUCGGUGGUGCAACCACUUCAAAAACACACACAGCAGUGAAAAUUUGUCCUUGGUAUAGUGGUCCAGUUAUUCACUGUUUGGAUGCUUCAAAAUCAGUUGUUGUUUGCUCAUCACUGAAAGAUGAAAGAGUAAAAGCUGAGUUUCUCGCUGAUUUGGCAGAUGAUUAUAAGUCAGUUCGUGAAGGUUACUACGCAUCAUUGAAAGAACGUCGUUUUAUUUUUCUUAGCGAAGCUCGGAAAAGGGCAUUCAAAAUUGACUUUAAGGAGUUUCCACCAGUUGAGCCGACGUUUUUGGGACGAAAAGUCUUUUCUGAUUUUGAUUUGAAUCUCCUAAUACCGUACAUUGAUUGGAAACCGUUUUUUGAUGUUUGGCAAUUAAGAGGAAAAUAUCCGAAUCGAAGCUAUCCAAGUAUCUUUAAUGAUGAACAAGUCGGAACCGAAGCAUAUCGUGUUUUCAAUGAAGCGCAAAAGGUUAUGGCUGAGCUAAUUAAUAAAAGGCAAUUAAGGGCCACAGCAGUUGUUGCUUUCUUUCGCUGUUCGAGUUAUGGAGACGAUAUUUUUGUCUUCGAUGCUACAAGCAUGAAACACAUUGAAACUUUCUAUGGUCUUCGACAACAAAGCGAUCGAGAUGUUGAUCAGGCUUGUAUUUGCCUUUCUGAUUUUAUUGUUCCUGGUGAUGGAACAAAACCAACUGAUUAUAUUGGCGCUUUUGCAUGUACAACAGGAUUUGGAGCCAAAGAAUAUUGCAGCCAUUUAGAAAGGGAUAAUUUAGAUGAUUAUAAUAGCAUUAUGGUUAAAGCGUUAGCUGAUCGUUUAUCUGAAGCGAUGGCUGAAUAUUUGCAUAUGAAACCCAAAAUGGAAAAAUUUUAUGUUCGGCGUGAAUAUUGGGGUUAUGCACGAGAAGAAAAUAUGCUUGCAUCAGAUAUGAUCAGCGUACAGUACAAAGGAAUACGACCGGCACCGGGAUAUCCUUCACAGCCGGACCAUACCGAAAAAGAGGCUUUGUGGCGAUUGUUAGAUGCGGAAAAUCUCGCUGGUAUAAAGUUGACAGAAACUUUUGCCAUGGAUCCAGCUGCAUCAGUCUGUGGCUUAUAUUUCGCAAAUCCACAGUCGAAAUAUUUCGCCGUCGGCAAAAUUGAUAAAGAUCAGGUAACAGAUUAUGCGUUUCGAAAGAAAAUUCCAAUGGAAUCCGUUGAACAUUGGUUAAGUCCAAUUCUUGGUUACGAAAACAACUUAUAG
Messenger RNA from Dracunculus medinensis (Guinea worm), 3783 nucleotides. Lineage: Eukaryota; Metazoa; Nematoda; Chromadorea; Rhabditida; Dracunculidae. The record is from the annotation of a GenBank genome assembly.